Molecule: messenger RNA, 1571 nt
Organism: Aspergillus uvarum CBS 121591
Lineage: Eukaryota; Fungi; Ascomycota; Eurotiomycetes; Eurotiales; Aspergillaceae
Exons: 3
Coding region: 417-1571 (384 amino acids)
Source: RefSeq, a predicted model, not a curated record
CUGCCGAGAGAGAUCGUGUCCACAGUGUCUAUGUCUGCGGAUUUUCUCUUCCCCCUGCUUUGUCAACAACCGUUGUCAUCGGGCUUCAUGCAAAUUUCCCAUUCCCAUGACUCUUACCUGUCUUCUAGCGCUGGUGAGCAUCGAGAAUAUGGAUGCCUACUGCACAUUAUGCGCGAGCAUUUUGCAAGCUUCCGCGCCCAUCUUAGACGUGACUACAUGGUUUGAUUGUCAUACCAAGAUGCAGAUAUGAGGCGAGCUCCUACGGCAAAAUUCGACAGUAUAUAUACCUUGGAAGCGGGCAUUCAGGCGUCCUGCAGAAUGCUUCGGCGACACGGUCCAAUUCUCCACAUAUUGGCUUGGUUUGGCUUUCUAGUAUAUACCCGCAUGCUGUGCUACAGCUCCACUGGACUGGACAAAUGUCGAAGUCACGAGAGACAUCGGUGAUUGUUCUCACCCUCUUCGUCGCCCUAUCAACAUGCGUCGCAGCCGAGCCGCAACGGUUCAGCUCGUGGUGGCCGAGGUACCGGAACGCAAUCAACACGAUCAAAACCACGAAUUGCUCCGCGCAAUACGACGCAUACCUGACCGGAGACCAACCGGUCGGAAACCUGACCGCGAAUGACCCCGAGCUGGCGAUCUGGCAUGUCGACAGUGCAGUGACCCCGUUGACCAACUGCCUGCUGCGGGCCACGCCAGAGCUCUACAAAUCGAUGAUGGCCAGUGCACAGGUGGUGCUGGGUCUGAUGCCCACGCUGCUGGCCAGCAUCAGCCCCAGCGCCCACGAGACGGCCAUGCUCUUCGUCUUCGGCAACCGGCAGCUCCUCUCGUUUCUCCUCAUGGUCGCCUCACCCGCCAGCGCGGUGGACGCCUCCGGGAACCUCUACCAGCACGUCCAAGAUCUGAAAGGCUCCCACGAGUGGCUCUCCGCCGACUCCUCUUCCCUGUUGCUGCACCACAACCUCGCCAUCGUGGUGCUGGAGUUCCUCCUCGCUGCUGUAGCUGCGGGAAACGUGCUGGUCCUCGUCUACGAGAUUUGCAUGCGCGUCAUCUUCUCCUUCGCCCAGCAGUUACAAUGGAUGCCCGGACUGUGGGUUGCCGUGGGCGUGACCACCCACCUCUUGAUGACCGUCGCGCUCCGCACGCGUGUACAUAUUCGCGACUGUCGGACGAAUAAUGCCAGUCUCCUCACUCGAAUGCUUCGGUGGGUGCGAGCGCAGUUCACCGCGUCGGAUGGUAGCAGCGAGACGACUGAAGUCCAGCUGCGGGAUCGCACGGUGGGCAAUGUGUUGAUUUCCUGGUUGACGGGGCUACUCGCCGCGGCCAACACGCUUCUAGGGAUUCUGCAGUUCUCGAGCCUGCUCUUCAUCUCCCCGAAUGACGCUCUCUUUAUCGUGGUGCGGUUCGUAGCCUCGGCGGUGGUGUGCCGGAUCCUGGUCAAAUAUGAUUGUGCUUUGAAGUUGACAAAGGCUCUCCGUGAAAUUACGACAUGGUUGAUGAUUGAUAAAGUCUGUAUCCGCCCGCAUUUCCCGCCCUCGGAUAUGCCAGCCGGAUGCCCGACGGACUUUGCUUAA